Molecule: messenger RNA, 5564 nt
Organism: Meleagris gallopavo (turkey)
Lineage: Eukaryota; Metazoa; Chordata; Aves; Galliformes; Phasianidae
Source: RefSeq, a predicted model, not a curated record
UCCCCAAGCCCUGGCCAGGUACCCCGGUGUCAGCAUGGUGGCCCGCGGGGGAAUGGCACGGUUUUGGAGUCUGGAGAGCCUUCAUAUGGGCACAACUGCUGCAGAUGGCGGGACUGAAUCUUCAGCACUGGUGGAUGACAACGGCAGUGAGGAAGAUUACAGCUACGAAGAGCUCUGCCAAGCCACACCAAGGUACCUGCAGCCUGGAGGGGAGCAGCUCGCCAUUAAUGAGCUGAUAAGCGAUGGCAGCAUUGUGUAUGCAGAAGCUCUCUGGGACCAUGUCACUAUGGAUGAUCAAGAGCUGGGCUUCAAAGCUGGAGAUGUCAUUAGAGUCCUGGAAGCUUCCAACAAAGACUGGUGGUGGGGAAGAAAUGAGGACAAAGAAGCCUGGUUUCCAGCUAGUUUUGUCAGGCUGCGAGUUAAUCAGGAAGAACUACCAGAAAAUUGCAAUAGUAUCCAGGAUGAAGAACAAGAUGCAGAUAUUAGCAAGCAUCGUCAGAAAAUAGCUGAAAACAAGGAUCAGAUGAGAACCAACGUUAUACAGGAAAUUAUGAACACAGAACGAGUCUAUAUCAAGCAUCUCAAGGACAUCUGUGAGGGUUACAUUCGGCAGUGUCGCAAACAUACAGGAAUGUUCACCACAGCCCAGCUAAGCACCAUUUUUGGAAAUAUUGAGGAUAUUUACAAAUUCCAAAGAAAGUUUUUGAAGGAUCUUGAGAAACAGUACAACAAAGAAGAACCUCAUCUGAGUGAGAUAGGGUCAUGCUUUCUCCAACAUCAAGAAGGCUUUGCUAUUUAUUCAGAAUAUUGUAACAAUCAUCCCAGUGCCUGCAUUGAACUUUCCAAACUAAUGAAACAGGGCAAAUACCGUCACUUCUUUGAGGCCUGUCGCUUGCUUCAGCAGAUGAUUGACAUUGCCAUUGAUGGUUUUCUUCUCACGCCUGUUCAAAAAAUCUGCAAAUACCCUCUGCAGCUUGCAGAAUUGCUCAAAUACACCACGCAGGAGCACAGUGAUUAUAACAACAUAAAAGCUGCUUAUGAGGCUAUGAAGAAUGUGGCAUGCCUAAUCAAUGAGCGAAAACGAAGAUUGGAAAGCAUAGACAAGAUUGCACGUUGGCAAGUGUCUAUAGUAGACUGGGAGGGACCAGAUGUGUUAGCCAGAAGCUCGGAACUGAUCCACUCAGGAGAACUGACCAAAAUAUCAAAGCAAGGCAAAAGCCAGCAGAGGACUUUCUUCCUCUUUGACCAUCAACUUGUGUUCUGUAAGAAGGACCUACUGAGAAGGGACAUCUUGUAUUAUAAGGAUCGUAUCGACAUGGAUGAGAUGGAACUUGUAGACACUGAGGAUGGCAGAGACAAAGACUUUAACAUUAAUGUCAAGAAUGCUUUUAAGAUAAUAAACAGAGCAACAGAAGAGGUUCAUUUGUUCUGCGCAAAAAAGCAGGAGGAUAAGAAGAGAUGGAUGGAGGCAUGUGAAAGUGAAAGGAGAAGAGUUCGAGAAGAUAAGGAAAUGGGAAUGGAAAUCUCAGAAAACCAGAAGAAACAAGCCAUGCAGAACGCCCGUAAGUCAAGGCAUGGAAAAAUUAAAGGUGUAAGCUAUAAUGGGUGUCCUGUGCCUCCUCUACACCAGAGCUUGCACCCCAUCCAUCAGCGCCACAUCACCGUGCCCACCAGCAUCCCACAGCAGCAGGUCUUUGCCCUGGCAGAACCCAAGAGGAAGCCAUCCCUCUUCUGGCAUACCUUCAACAAACUCACCCCAUUCAAAAAGUGAAGGACACCAGCAUGGAGAGAGACUUAUUCCAAGGAAGGACCUUGGAGACCCAGUUAAGCGUAUUUAAGCUCAGUGAAUCUCCAGUUUUGGAGAAAAAACCGUGGGCUCCCUUGAGCCAGAAAUACAACUUUGUCUAGAAGAAUAAUGAAGUGGCUCAGCACUGCUCUGAAGUAAAUGUUGCCAAGUGUCAGCAUUGCUAAUGAAGAGCAGUUUCCUUCUGACAAAGACAGCUUACUGUUACUCUAAAGCAGCAGUAUUUGAUCUCUUUCUUAGUUAUGCUGAAGUAAUGAUAGAACUGUGCAGGUCAUUGUCACAUUUCAUUUUUCUUAAUCUUACGCUGAUGGCCAAAUUUAGUAUAGAGAGGGGUUUUUCCUUAAGGGUAUGUGAGCAAGGAAUCUUGGCAGAGUUUUCUCCUUUUGGAGAACCAAGCAGGAGCUGCCCAUUAAAAUAUGGAUAACAUGCGGUUGCUGGGUUUGGUGAACCCUAAUCCUUCCUGUCUUUUUCUGUUAAAUUGCCAAAUGGCAGGAGAAUGUCCCACAGGGCCUUAUCAUAUUCCAGAUUGGAACAGGGAAGUUUUAUUCUGUCAUAUAGAAACAUGAAGAGAGUGCAAAAUGGACUACAAAGAUGUGUGCAUUUAUUGCAUACAAGUGGAUACAAGAGGCGCCCCGGGCAUCUCUGAUUUCUUUCAGUCAGAGCAAUAUACUGCUUGCAUGUAUACUCUUCAAUAUAGAGCUUUUAUAUCACUUUUUGUGCACUUCUUCGCCUGGGAGACGCUUCUUUAUAUUCCAGUAUGCUUAUUUCUCUGUGAAAAAAGUUUGUUUUUUUUUUAAUGGAGAUAAUGUGAAUGUACAAUAUCAGAGGUGAGACAGUACGAGCUGACUGCUGAUUGCUGGCUAUGUUACUUAGCUCACACACUUUGUACUCAUGUAGCUUCACUUAGAAAAUGGAUGAAUGAUAAUGGAAAUAUCUCCAUUAAGUUCUCAAAACAGUCUGGAUCCAUGCUUCUUCUACACUGGCAAUCAACAAUGAGUUGUGACCAGAUUUCUUCACAAAGGAAGAGAAGUCCUUACUGGAAGGGACAGAAUAAUUACGUGGAUCAGAGAUGGAUUUCUGUCUCAGAGUCAUUGGUCUGUGCUGGAAAGGGAAGGAUCUGGCUGGAGAAAAGUCAGCUCUGGUCAGCAUCCGCAGGAUGUGACCUGCAUUGCUGUGAGUUGAUUUGGGAGAACAACUUUUAAAUGCCACCAAGAAGAAACAGGAUCUCACUAUUUGCAGCACUGAUCAUUUCUACUCGCUAACUCACAAAGAAUGGCAAGACUAUUGGUAAUAUGGAAGGAAAAAAGGACUCCUUAUGUUUCAGAACUGAUUUGCUAUGAAUGUCUUUCAAAUACUUUAUCCUAUGCUGCUGAUUGGGGCAUUAUCAAAUGAUAAGUGUAGAUCCAAGAGUAUUCUUUGACAUUGUACACAAUCACCUUUGUAAUGAAUCAGUAAUAUAUGAAGAACAAACAAUGGGCUAGAGGCCAGGCAUCUUAAUAACAAUGUAAAAAAAGCCUUAUUUUAAACAUGUAUUUGUUCCUACUGCUGUUCUUACCUCUAACUUUCUACUUAUUGUCAGUGUUGUGAAGCCCACUAAUCUGAUGGUUUUAUGAUUCGGCAACUUCCUGCAACUUCUGCGAAGUGCAGGUUUGUAGUUUUGAUUUUAAAUGACAUCUUUGACAACUGUACAUUUCAAAUGCCUUGUGUAUAUAGCUCAGCAAUAAUGCAAAGUCUGGUGAUGCUCAGCCAAAUUGUUCACUCCAUAGUGAACUUCAUUGCUUGUGCUUUUCUGUAGUGAUAGAAGAUGACCUGAAACAGUUAGGAAGUGGAAAUAUGCACUGACAUUUUCAACAGCCUAGCUUAAAGAAAGCGCAGAAGAAGGACAGUGACAAAAGCUGGCUGGGUUCAGUUCUCAUGUUUAAAACAAACUGUCUAAAAGAUAAUUUGGCGUGCUCAAUUUAAACUGAAUGAACUGACUUCCAAAUGCCAGUGUGGAUGCAUGCCCUUCCACAUAACUGAGCAACCCUUCUGUGCUUCUUACGUACCCAUUUUCAUGGGUACAUCCCAUGUUCAGGCCUGCAAACCAAAGUGGUGCAUGUAUCAUGGAAGCGGAGAUAUUUCAUAUCCACAUUUUGAAAGAUUUGUUCCAGAUGUAAAUGCAUCUGAAGUUGGAUUGCAGUUCACAUGCAGAAACUUUCCCAGAGUGACCUGAAGACAUUAUGAGAGUUAGAUUCACAAUUUUGUUUUUGAUGAAAAGAUUUUGGGAUGUAUCUUCUGUCACAUCAGUGCCCAUAAAGGCUCUUCCCGUGUAGUAGUGCUGGUGCCUUAGCCCUAACAAUGAACAGAAAUGUUUGUAUGUGGUUUUGGAUGCAGCAGGUUGUUUUGUUUUGUUUUGUUUUUUCCUCAAAGAGAACUUCAGAAAGAGAAAACAUUUCAUGGUGCAAAUUACUCAGGACAGUUUUAUAUAUAGUGCCCUACUGGUAGAUGUGUAUUAUAAUAUACUCUGUGUCUUUCUUUGCAAUCUUCAAUAGAUGAAGAAGCUUCCAACACUGUAUUUUAUUGGGUUAUAUAUUUGUCGGUCAAAGAAUGUGCCGGCUAUAGAGCAAGACUGAUAAAAUAUAAGAAGGCAGGCCAAAUUUGAACUACACCAUAAUCUUUUAAAUGAAUUACAGUUAAAGAAAAACACACAAUUACUUUAUCCAUCAAGUAAGGCAAAUGUUUACUUGGGGAUCAGUCUGAUUUCAGAGUCUGUGGGGAAAAGAGCUGCUAAUAAAAUGUAAAAUUUUCUGCUCUAGCACCUCUGUCCUUUAGCAGAACAUGAAAGUCUUGACUCUCCUGAUGACAAAACUUACCUUCAGAAAGCUGUCUUUUCCACUCGCUUUUGUUUGCUAUAAGUUACUGUCAAAUGUUCUAGGGCAACUACUAAGCAUAUUUGUGCCUCAUUUAGCUAAAGCACAGCCAGAGCCUUCCUGAUGGCCUGCUGAGCAGACAACCUCAGACUUUUUGCAUGAGAUGCAGUAAAAUGUAAUUGUCCUCAAAUGUGUUCCCACUGAGUUAGGAUAAUGCCAAACCAUAAUUGCAUCUAACUGGGAGCAUUUGAUGUAUAAAAUAAUAAGAUUGUUUUACAAGUGGCUCUUGCCAUGCUGAAUUUCACAUUGAGUUUUAGUGGUCAGUGUAGUGAAGGAGUUCAAAGACAGACUGCUUAAAUGUUCUGCGUUUUAGCUGUCUUUUGAAAAUAAUUAGAGCAGAGUUUUGGAGCCAAAGGUCUUUAGCCAUAACUAACACAGUACCUUUCCUCAACCGCCUUUCUGCUUUUUUUCUAUAUGUGGCAUCUGUGUGUAGGAGAUGCCUUCUGAACGAUCUCUAACUUAAAACUAUUUGUUGUAAAUACUAGGGAUGAACUUGCGUAUGUAUUUUAUUUUGACAAGUGUUUUGUAACAUUUUAUCUUACUUUGUGCAUCUCACCAUCUGUGUGCUGUUACAUGUGCUGUAAAUCGAGUGUCUUGGCUACAGAGCAGAUGAGUUGGCUGUUGACGGCUGAAACACAAUGUAUAGGACUGCAGUGUCUUCAUGUGUAUUUGUUCUGAAGUAAUUGCAUUACAUUGUUUACUCUUGGAACGUUGUCAAAUGAAUCUAUUUUCUGGAAAUAAGUACAAACUUACAUUCCCAUUAUUUUCCUCUCAUAUGUGUUUUAAUUAAAUAAUGUACAGCUGAAGUUCUUCAGCUACGUCUUAUAAAAUUUUAUUGUACAGUUUUAAAA